AUACUGGAGUGAUCUAUUAUGGUCUCAUGACCAAAGAUUGCCAUCUGACAGGCUGCAAUCCCACUGCUGCGGAAAGGGCAACGUUAUGACUGCAUUGAGUAAGCUACAGUGAAGCGAGGGCGCUAGAAAUGGUAUUAGCACUGUUGAGACUAGAUUAGGGAAAAUGAGGCAGGGCUUCACCUCCUGUAACGCUAUUUAGUGACCCCACCCUAGAAGACGCACAACCUCAGAAGCAUGCAGUCAUGGAAGAUGACUCACCAGUGUUAGCAUUCCACAUGAGGAAGGUUAAAGCUGAAAACCAAAACAUGAGCAAAUGAAGGACAUAAUGUUAAACCAACUAGCUGAAACUUGUGAAGAAAGGAUUUGCAUUUAUGUAGCACCUUUUUUACGAACUCAAGGUAUCUCAUGGCCAAUUUGUGAAAUACUUUCCUGAACAGCAAUCUUACAUUGGCCAGGUGAUCUGUUUUAGGUUUUGGAUGAGGGACAAAUAUUGACCAGAUCACCUUGACAACUUCCUGAACUCUCCUUAAAAAUGUACUGGAAUCCCUCAAAUCCAUAUGAGAUAGAGUAGAAAGGUUCCAUACCUCAUCCAAAAGACAGCAACUGUAACUGUGGAACUGGGAGCAUCAGCUUUGACUUUGCAUUUAGAUCCUAGGAGUGGGAACUGAACCCACAACCAUUAUCACUCAGAGGUAAGAGCGCUGGCAGCCAAGCCCACGCCUAUCUAGAGCUAGCCCAGUGGACAAAAGAUAUACUAGCCCAAACCUUCUGAGGAGGUGCCUGUUGGUCUCCCAUUACCAACGCUGUUUGGAUAUCUGCUAUCACCUGAUGUGUACCAGAGGUGGACAGGAGUUCUUGCUGUCCUCUGAAAAUUACCCCAUUGGAUGCAUUCAGUGAAAGGCCAGAUUUGCCGCAGCCACAGUCAAGUGUGGAAGAGGAAACUGAUGUGAAGAUCCUGGAGGUCAGGCCAUUGCAGUAGGGAGGGAGAUUGCAAAGAGGCCAGUGCUGCCAGUGCACGCUCAACGAGUGAGAGGAAGCUGACGCAUUGAGUGAGGAGAGCAGAAUAACUUCAGGGAUGCUGAGUUUAAAGUUACCUCGUCUGUUCAGCAUCAAUCAAGUGCCAAAAGUAUUCCAUGAACACAGCAUCAUCUUUGGAUAUCGCCACCCAAGGAGCACAGCAACUGAUUGUCUGUUCAGCCUUUUCCAAUUGACAAAUGAGACUGUGAAUAUCUGGACCCACUUCCUACCAACCUGGUAUUUCCUCUGGAACCUUCUGGCUCUCUCCUACACCCUGGACUUUUGGAAUGAAGCCUACACAUGGCCUUUCCUUGUUUACAUGCUGUCAAGUUGCAUCUACCCAUUUACCUCGAGUUGCGCCCAUACAUUUAGCUCGAUGUCCACCCGAGCCAGACACAUUUGCUUCUUCUUUGACUAUGGUGCUCUCAGCCUGUACAGUCUAGGCUCUGCCACUGUGUAUGCAGCCUACAUCAUGCCAGACAGAUGGAUCAACACCCCCUUCCACAAGUGGUUUGUAACCAUCGCUGUCUUCAACACCAUCAUUUGCACGGUGCUGUCGUGUUACUCCAGGCUUGGCAUCCCUUUCAUCAAUUAUAACCACAACAUCGUGGAGAGAUCUCCAGAACUGGAUCAUCCCAACCUGAGUAAAGUGGUGCGGAUUAUGGCCUUUGCUUACCCAUAUCUCUUUGAUAACACUCCACUGUUUUACAGGUUGUUCCUUUGCUCGGGGGAAGGUUGUGCUCACAACGAGACAAUACCUAUCCACUACAGACACGUGGCACUUGCCUUUCUAACUUGCUUCCUGUUUGCAACACACUUACCAGAGCGCCUUGCUCCAGGGAGAUUUGACUAUAUUGGUCAUAGCCACCAGCUGUUUCACAUCUGUGCAAUCAUCGGCACUCAUUUCCAAAUGGAAGCGAUCAUAAUGGACAUGACAUUGCGCCACUCUUGGCUCUCACUUCACGCACCAUUGCCCUCUUUCAUGGGCACCAUUGGUGCCCUUGGUUUUGCCCUUGUGUUGAACCUCCUGAUCAUUGCACUAUUCUCCCUGGCUCUGUACUGGACACCAAAGUUGCCUGAACUGAGAUAUGAAUACUUGAAUGAGAAGUUCAAGACGGAUUAGGAUGUUACAACCCUGCUUCUUGAACCAGCUGAGAAAGAGGCCGAGAGUUUUUAAAGAGUGGGAGCGAUUAGCCUAACACUUCAGCUAUCACUACUGUGACAUGGGAAGAAAUGAAGUAUAUUCCUGUUUAAAAUGGAUAUGUCUCCCAAAUAACAGGCUGUGCCUUUUAAUGGUAAUCUUUAAUAAGCUUGUGUCCAAUGAUGUGGAUAUUUAUAUUAUACCGUGCGGGUUUUAUUUACUGUGGUUAUAAAAUAGCCCUGGGGCUAGUGGAAGGUCAGUUCAGCUACAGCAGCCCAUGUUUGAUCACUGGUACCCAAUAAGCACUUCCUUCGUGGAAUAUAUCGUUGAACCUUCCUUGGUUGGAUGUAGACUUGUGUUCUAAGAAGCCUGGAUUUCAGAGUUUUGGGAAGAUGAAUAGACAAGUUUUGACAUAGCUGAAAUAGUGGAGAACUCUUGUCAUAGGGGUGGUUAAGGGUUAGUUAUUAACCUUAAUUUAAGGAUAUUUUCUCAUCAACCUGUUCAAAGAUUUUAUUACAGAUCUCUGGAGCAGGUGGUACUUGAAGCCGGGACCUUUGAUUUAGUGGUAGGGUGUCGAACUAUGUCAUCACCAGUAGGGCUGUAAUCUUGAGGUCUGUCCUUUUGAUGGGCUAUUAGGGAUAGUCAAUAAAUGCUGGCCCUGUCAGUGAUGCCGAUUAUCCUGUGAAUAAAUUCAAAAAGAGAAGCUGGAAUAACUUCAAUCUGGCCGUCAGUUGUGGCUGUAGAUCAGGCAUGACAGCCAAUCACAUGGCUAAAGGUUUCACUGGGUUUCCCAGUGUUUCUCUACAACUCCAUUGACGACAGAUGCCAUUUCUCUGGCUGACACGUUCACUGACAUCUCCGAUGCUGGCUUCAAAGUUUCAGUCGAUUAAAGACCAAGGGGAGUGAGCUCACUAUCCAACUGGGUGGGAGGGUGGAGGGCUGAUAGAAGGCCCUUCAGCCCCUUGGAGAUUGGCAGUCCCAUUGGCCAAAGUGGGAGCUGAGCAUCGGAAAAGGGAAAAGGUCCAGAGUAUUUUUUAAUAUAAAUACAUAUCAGAAAAGACCCAAGCUGCUAGGCUACAGGCAUAGCAUAGAGAGGCAACCACACCACACCUGCACCCUCAACACCCCCCACCCACCUCCUUAAGCAUGCCCCUAACAAGCCUAUAACAAAUCCACCAGAGAUCACAGUUGCAGCCCAUGGUGCAGAUGGUGAGGGGAGCUGGGGUGUCUCAUGGGAUCACACAUCACACUAUUUAACUUAAGGAGAGAGGGAGAUAGAUACACUUGGAGAGGAAUUUCGGAGCUUAAGGAUAAUAAAUUAGGGCCUUGACUUUCAUUGUUAGGGGCAGGAAUUGGAAGAACGCAGAGAUCUUUGAGGGUUAUAGAAUUCAAGAGGCUACAAGGAUGGAGAGGAGUGAGGAACAGAAACCAUGGAAGGGUGAGAAUUUUCAAAGAGAAUUUUAAAACUUCACAUUGCAUCUAGCCCUGUAGAUCAAUGUCUAAAUGUAGUCUCUAGAAAAUUGGUUCACAUAUUUGUUGCCCUUCCUGAAAUGCCUGGAAAGAGAUCUUUUGUUUUAACAAAUAGUUUCUUGUGUGGUUCCUAACUUCCUUGAAAACAGUGGGAGGAAACUUCACUAUGAGUUGGCUGCAUUACAAAGACUUCCUAAGCUUAUCUCAUUGAGAGAAAUUAACAAAAAGUGUUUCUAAAAUGAAAGAAAAGUUCUGCUUUUUCUCAGAAGAGUGAACAGAGGAAUGCUCUCCUCCCAUCUUUCAAAACAUCCCCAGUUUUCUUUUUCUAAGAAUACUUAGGUAUUGUUACAUUGCAACCUCAGAGUGAAAUCCAUAGACUGACAAAUUAGCAUCACUUCCUUGAAUGUUGCAGGUCUGUAGGCCUUCGAGGGACUUGCAGAGGAGAUUUAUUGGAAUGGUACCAGGGAUUAAGCAUUUCUGUUAUCACAGGAGCUGUGAUAGUUUCCAUUAAAGAGACGGCUUAGGGCAACUGCAUUACAAAACCUCAAAACGAUGUCUUUUUUCAGCCCAGUGAUUGAGAUGGUGUGAACUGCAUUGAAAAACUGCAACAUCAGCAUUGUUAGGAAAAGGUUAAAAAAAACAUAAAUAGUCAAACCUUCCAACAUGAUUCUAUUGGAAGGAAUUAGUCUGAUAAGAUUUGCAUUGUUAUGCAACUCCUUUCAUAAGCUCAGGAAGACCCCAGGGCACUUUCCGGUCAAUGAAGUUCUUCGUGCAAUGUAGGAAAUAGUAAUUUAAUCAUCUUAACCAGCUCAAGUACAAAGCAAAUAAUUGAACUUGUAAUUACAUGAGGGUGUACAAAGUACGCUGACUAUUGUCCAUUAAAUUAGCAGAAAAUCUAAUCCAUCCAUUUUGAAUGGUUUGCUUUAAUGAACAGGUAUUUGACAUAAACAUGUUUAGCCUUGAAAAACUAAUAUCACACAGUACAACUUCGCUGUCCUGAUUGAGAGCAAUUACAAUUGGACCAAGUAGGGACCAAGUAGCCAUCACUCCAUACUCCAUUAAUGGGACAGUCCAAGUGGGAAAUAGAGCUUGAAAUUAAAUAUAUUAUUAGUAACAAAGGUUAGAGAUUUCAUUGUUUGACAUAAUGUUUACAGUGUUUAUGCUUCUCACAAGCAUUCUCCUCCGACACUAUACUUUAUCCAGUUCUGUCACUGUAUCCUUCUGUUUCUUUCUCCCUCGUGUUUUUCCCUAAAAUGCAUUAGUACCAUUUGCCUCAACCACUCCAUGUGGUGUUUGCUGUGCUGUGUGAAAUUAGCAUCUGAAGUUUUAAAAUGUUUAUGCCAAAUUGCUUUGUUUUUUCAAAGUGAGAGGGAGGUUAUGUGAAGGAUGCCAAUCCUUUUUUCACAGCCCAUUGAUUAGUCGUAUGUUUAGUAUAAGUUAAAUUGGCACGGAGUCUGUGCCAGCCUUGUGUGCAUGUGGAAUAAGCUCCAUACAGCUCUUUUUUUUUCAAAGCACUGAAGUUUGCAUUCUCAAUUCAAGUCAGAUUGCAAAAGGUCAAAGCACCCAUCAUUCUUUAAUGACUGACAUCCUCGUUAAUAUAGUCGCAGGGGAAAUCAAUCCUAGUAUGAUUUUGAAAGGAAUUUAUGGAUAUCUUCAUAUAUCUACUUAUGUGUUAUUUAAACUACUAUGCAUCAUUUUGAAGAUAUUGAUCUUUUAACUAAUGAGACAGAAUUAAUAGAAAUGGACUGUUUACAAUGGAUGAGGGGUUCAGAAUGAGGGGAUACAGAUAUAUGAUUUAGCAUGUUUGUCAUACACAGAGAUGCAGUGUACACUACCGACUGAAACAAAGGCUGUGCCAAACAUCAAGGCUGGCUUCCAAGGUUGAAGGCAAUGGGAUUAACGGUUAGUGGAACCAAAUGAGUUAAUGGGAUUAGGGCCGUUACUUUUACAAGUGAUGAAAACGCAGGACAAACUACUUAGGCUGAAUAGAUGCACUAUAUAACACUGUCUGUAGAAGUCAAUAUUACAUUAAUCUCAAUGUCUUGUUUGUGGAAUCAACACCUUGCUUUAUAUAAGGAUGAUACCUCUUCAGCAUCAGGUCCCACCCGAUGCUUCAAUUGCCCAAAUAAUGUGAAAGUAGGAGUCGGAGGGUGUUUUUAGUUUCGGGCAGUUGAUCCAUUUCUCUCCUCCCUCAAUCCUGGCCUCCUUUACCCCUCACCCAGCGUCCCUGCGACUUGAGAACGUAAGUUUGAUCAGAGAGCCAAAGGGUGAGGUGGUGGGUGAAGAUCAUGGCACAUGCUACGAGCAAAGAUUUUUUUCCCACAAAGUUGGAAAGAUGAAACAGAUCAAGGCACAGAAAACAGAAAUUACAGGAGAAACUCAGCAGCUCUGGCAGCAUCAGUGAAGAGAAACACAGAGUUAACAUUAACUCUGUUUCUGUCACCACCAAAGCUGUCAGAGCUGCUGAGGUUCUCCAGCAAUUUAUGUUUUUAUGUGUUUCAGAUCUCCAGCAUCUACAGUUAUUGUUUUAUUUUAGAUCAAGGUAUAUUGAUUUGGGAAUAGCGGAAUUUUGUAAGGUUGUAUCUUUUUGAUGGAAAUAGAGGAUCCAUAGACUUUAGAUCCUGGAAGAGAAUAAAAUUGGAUUUGGAAACAUUGUGAUGAGUUUAUAAAGUAUUGAUUCGAACACUUUGUUGAUAAAGAGGAUGGAGAUUAUUUGAAAAAAAAUCAAUAUAUUUGUUUAGUAUAACCUUCAACACAUUUUUCUCUGAAUUUUUCAAUAAUUUCUAACAUUCAACGAUCUGUGAGGCAAAACAACUGGACGUGGGAUAUGUUGCAUCUCUGCGCAAUUUAUCUCUGAUGUAAAAUACUCAUCUGGGAGAGAGUGCAUAAUGACUCUAUUGCUAACAAUUUAGUGCAAAGAACUGCAGUCCAAAGCCAGAUCUGUUCAGGUUACUGUGAUGUUACAGGAUGUUGGUGAUGAGGGAACCAUGUUAAUUGAGUUUUCAAAUUGCAUCUGGGAAUGUCGAUAGAGAGAAACCAAAUGCAACAUUUCCUGCUUUUUUAAAACCUGGGAUUCCAACACUGCAUUUGAUUGGCUAUAAUAGGAAAAUGUCAAGUAAUUUGAAUAGAAGCAAAAUUUUGCAGGGCAGCCUCCCAGUUUCUUGAUGGGUAACCUGGUGGUUGGAACUCUCAAUGUUGCAGGAGAAUGUGUGCUUUCAACAUAUUGGCAUGUAACUCUACAUGGAAAUUUUGUGUGGGUGUUACUCCCACAGCCAAUAUAUUGAUGUUCACCAAUGGAGAAAGUGAAUCUCACAACUGAUUGCAAUUCCUGAUUUAGAAAGUAAAGGGCCCAGAUUCUACUGAUAGUCUCUGAGCAAAGUCACGAUACAGUUUUAGCAUUUCGUUCUAAUAAUUUGUUGUUGGUGUUAAGCAUAAUUCCAGGGUCUAGGUUAAGAAUGGUGAACCAAUUUUCACUGAAUAAGGCAAAUAUCUAUCUAUACCUAUCUGCAUCUCAAGCAUGGGCCAAUAUUUAACAAAAUACUCUAUAUGACGAGUGCUUGAAUGGAAAUAUUAGUGUAGAUUUUAAGUUACAGAUGAGAACAAAGCUUUAAGACGACCAGAAACAAACGUUUUAGGUUGUGGUUUACUUUUGUAGAAUAAAGUAUUUGAUUGCACAUUAUACUUGGAGCAGUCAAUUAGUUGAAAGACAAUAUACUUUUUGUGCAAUGAUUGAUUUUAUUGAAAAAUUAGGUAAUUUUCCCACAAGGAGCACAAUUUCAAAAUCAGUGAUGUAUGAGAGUUCAUGAGAUGAAUGAUGAAAUAUAUAUGUGGUGAAUGGUGAUGGUAGUAUACAUCCAAUUGCCGACAAGCAAAAAAAUUGAAGUUUUGAAUAUAUCUGUUAGAAAGGAUUUUAGAUGCUAGCCUCGGAUCUAAAUUCAAAUUCUAUUGAGAUUAUUGUAAUUAAAGUCUCCUUGGUUUCAAGCGGCCUACUUAAAAUGAAGUUGGGCAACCUCAAUCCUGAUACUGUUGCAGGAGAAUAUGUGCUUUCAACAUAUUGGCACUUAACUCUAUUGUGUGGGUGUGAGUCCCUCAGCCAAUAUAUUGAUGUUCACCCAUGGAGAAAGUGAAUCUCACAACUGAUUGCAAUUCCUGAUUUAGAAAGUAAAAGGCCCAGAUUUCACUCCCAUUUUAAAUUGGCAUCUGACCUCAAUAAACUGCUGAUCUCUCCCCAACAAACAUCAGGCGGCCGGGUGUAAGAAACGGGAAGAGAAAUGUCACAAUUAACUGUAAUAAGUCAGGAAGCCUAACUGAAAAGGAACAUCAUUUAUUGCUAACUAGCAAAAUAGAGCCACUACUUGUGAUGUACAUAGUCCCAGUCCAGGACAGACAAUGCUAUAGAUCCAUUCCUGGGUCUGCUUUAUCAAUUUUAGGUAUUUUCUAGUCAACCUGUUUAGUAACAUGUUGUCUGGUAUUAAAACCCUGGUGGCUCAGUGGUUAGGACUCUGCUUCACAGCACCAGGGACCCAGGUUUGAUUCCAGCAUUGGGCAACCAUCUGUGUGGAGUCUGCACAUUCUCCCCGUGUCUGCGUGGGUUUCCUCUGGGUGCUCUAGUUUCCUUCCACAGUCCAAAGAUGUGCAGGUUAGGUGGAUUGGCCAUGCUAAAUUACCCAUAGUAUCCAGGGAUGUGCAGGCUAGGUGGAUUAGCCAUUGGGUAGGGGAUGGGUCUGGGUGGGAUGCUUCUCGGAUGGUUGGUGUGGACUCAAUGGGCCAAAUGGCCUGCUUCCACACUGUAGGGAUUUUAGAUUCUGUGACCUCUGGAACAGGUGGGACCUGAACCUGGGUCUCCUAGCUCAGAAGUGGGGACAGUACCUCCCACCCUCAUUCUGUGUCUCCUUUAUAGAGGGUUCAGGUGAUGAGUUCCAGUUGGCAGGCCAUUGCCUGUUACCAAAGGGAACUCCAUAAGCUCCAUGAGGAGAUUAUUUAGGGAUUCCCAAUAGGCCUCAUAAGGGUAAUCACACUUAGACUUUACUGAGUUUGGGGCUGAGGCAUGUUAAAAUGGUCUAGUAAACUCUCUUAUGCCACACUGCAUCUGAAGCUAAUACAAUGCAGUAGAAAUUUGUUUUGUGCAGUUGUGGAUUCGCUGCCUGUUAUAUGGCCCCAUGGAAUAAUAACUGUGAAGCUUGGCAGGCAGUGUAUAUACCAGGGAGCAGGUGUAGUCGCAUCUGGAUUGCACACAUAUUCAAGACAGGUUUCUAUCCUGGGUGCCUUCAACAGUAAAUGUUCUAUCCCCU
Molecule: messenger RNA, 8919 nt
Organism: Rhincodon typus (whale shark)
Lineage: Eukaryota; Metazoa; Chordata; Chondrichthyes; Orectolobiformes; Rhincodontidae
Product: membrane progestin receptor gamma-B
Exons: 9
Coding region: 1076-2140 (354 amino acids)
Cellular component (GO): membrane
Molecular function (GO): signaling receptor activity
Source: RefSeq, a predicted model, not a curated record